Messenger RNA from Gigantopelta aegis, 2360 nucleotides. RefSeq names its product translation initiation factor IF-2, mitochondrial-like. Gene Ontology annotation, biological process: translational initiation. The transcript has 17 exons. The record is from RefSeq and is a predicted model, not a curated record. Bases 106 to 2274 code for a protein of 722 amino acids. NCBI's taxonomy places the organism in Eukaryota, Metazoa, Mollusca, Gastropoda, Neomphalida, Peltospiridae. Gene Ontology annotation, molecular function: GTPase activity; GTP binding; translation initiation factor activity.
CCACUCAAUAACAAAAUGUAAUGUCUGCGCCCUUGAAACAUGAUUUUCGUCUGCUUUUUGUUUUAGCCUAGGUAUAUUCAGUUGGGCUGUGUUCGCCAUAUUAAAAUGAAUAUUUCCUGUCCAGUAGUAUGUCGAGUAAACUGGAAACUGUAUCGACUGAUCACAGGUCACUGCAUGAAAAAUGUUCUUAACAAAACAGCAGGCAUCCAAGAUGCCUCCAUUAACUCCAGUUUGUGUGCUUUGCCUGCAAGAAGACAGUGUUUGUUGUGCCAGAGUCGAUCCAUACACACAGACACUUCACUAUAUGCAGCUAAAGCUAGAAACACCAGGAAGAAACUGAUACGCCCAGUGAGAGUAAACAUAAAGCCGAUAAAGCAAGAGGUGAUAACAAUCCACCCAAGUAUGACAGUCAUAGAGCUAGCUGAGGCCAUGAACAGAGACACAGAUCAUGUGUUUGAUGUUUUGGCCUACAUAGAAGGUGGUAUUAAAUAUGACAAGGACAAUUCAGUCAUUGACAAUAUGAAGGUCAUCCAGGAGGUUGUCAAGAAGUCUGGCUUCAGAUCCAAACUCGGACAGAGAACCUCGGGUGUUAAGGUGAAGGAAAACAAAGACAUAGUUAAGCAACCACCACCUGACCCGGCUGUGUUGACCCGACGACCUCCCAUCGUAACUAUCAUGGGUCAUGUUGACCAUGGGAAAACAACUCUACUGGAUGCUCUCAGAAAGUCCAAUGUUGUUGCCCAAGAAUUUGGAGGCAUUACUCAACACAUUGGAGCUUUUAUGGUGAAACUCAAGACUGGAGAAGGAAUCACGUUUUUGGACACCCCUGGCCAUGCUGCAUUCAGUGCCAUGAGGGCGCGCGGGGCGCAGGUCACAGACAUUGUAGUUCUUGUGGUGGCCGCUGAAGAUGGGGUCAUGAACCAGACAGUUGAAUCUAUUAGUCAUGCCAAAACUGCUGAGGUUCCUGUGAUAGUUGCUAUAAACAAAAUUGAUAAACCAGAAGCAGAUAUUGAGCGGACAAAACAGAUGUUACUAGAGCAUCAGCUGAUUCUAGAGGAUUUUGGAGGUGAUGUGCAGGCGGUUCCCAUAUCAGCUUUGAAGGGAACUAAUCUACUGGAGCUAGAGGAGGCUAUUGUUACCCAGGCUGAAGUGAUGGAGUUGAAAGCUGAUGCUGUGGGUUUGGUGGAAGGCACGGUCAUUGAAUCCAGUACGGAUUCAGGCAGAGGAAAACUAGCCACUGUGGUAAUUCGGAGGGGAACUCUUAAAAAGGGCUUCUGUCUUGUUGCUGGUACAGCAUGGGGCAAGGUUCGUGGGAUGUUUGAUGACAACGGUCAUCCCAUCCAAGAAGCUCCUCCAUCCACCCCUGUAGAGAUCAUUGGCUGGAAAGAUUUGCCAUCUGCUGGAGACGAAGUGCUCCAGGUGGAAUCGGAGUCCAUAGCCCGUGAGGUGACGACAUGGCGUAAGGACCAGCAGGCCAUGAAGAAGGUAGAGGAGGACCAGGUUAUGAUUGACGAGAAGCGAGCGGAACACGACCACGUGUACCGGGAGGAGCUCAUCAAACGCCGGGCCGCGGGGAGGAAACGGCCGCCACGCACGCAGAAACAGAAGGAGAUUAUCAUCACACACGAGGGACCACAGCUCGCUCUUAUUUUAAAAGGUGACGUAGAUGGGUCAGUGGAGGCAAUCCUAGAUACACUUGAUUCGUUUCAUUCCAAGAAAUGUCGACUGGAUCUCAUUCACUAUGGAGUUGGCAACAUUACCGAAUCAGAUGUGGAACUCGCAAAGGCUUUCAAUGGAGAAAUAUUUGGUUUUAAUGUGCAGGCUUCUGAUCCUGUUUCCAAAUCAGCAGCAUCUAAACAAGUCCCCAUCCGACUACACAAAGUGAUAUACAAGUUGUUUGAUGAGUUGAAGGCCAGUCUCAGUUCCAGAUUGCCUGUACUGAAAGAGGAAGAAACAAUUGGUGAGGCCCGUGUACAGCAGGUGUUUACGAUUACUGAAGGUACCAAGAAGGUUCCCGUUGCUGGCUGCAGGUGUACCCGGGGAGUGCUCUACAAGAAGAAACAUUUUAAAGUACUCCGUGGAGAGGAAGUUGUAUAUGAUGGACCUGUGUCAUCUCUGAAACACUUUAAGAAUGAAGUGGACAGCAUAAAAACUGACGUGGAGUGUGGCAUCAGUCUGGAGGACCGGGGGAUGAAGUUUAAGGUGGGCGACAUCAUCCGAUGCUAUGACAUGCAAGAGGUUACGCAAGACAUUGACUGGGAGCCUGGCUUUUGACAGCAGCUCAGUUCUAGGCUGCUUUAUGUUAGACAUUAGUUUGAUGCAGAGAGAUUCACUAGGAUAUAAAAAAAUACAUGGAAAAA